AUGUCUUCAGCUGUGAACAUCUAUUCAGCAGAUCCUGCAUUUCCUGUCCUUGCGGACGGCCUGCUCGGACAAUCCAAACCCGCAGAGAAUGACACCACCUCACAUAAUCCCACUUCCCGAAACAACUGGAGUCUCAAGGACGACUGGCUGAGUGGAUUGAAAUCCUCCAACCGAGCAGUAUUUCGAAGCGGGGCUGUGUUGGGGUUUUCCCGUCUGCAAGGGCGAAGCAACGAGAGCAACGAGUAUAUCGCGCAGAUCCCACGCUAUCUCCUCACAAAGCAGCUUCGCAGUAUUGAUCCAUCACAAGAAACAAGCGCGUUCAUUAUUCACCCGGGCAGCUUCGAAGGGUUUGCCCCGAGAACACUACUCAAUGACCUUCAAUCAUCAUCUGAAGACCAACCUGGACUCUCCAGAGAAGAAGCAAUCAAACGACUUGACUCAGUCCAACUUCUACCCGUGCACAGCUUCGUGAAUGCCGCACAGGCGAUCGGAAAGGUUUCGGAGGUUUUGCAAGGAAUGAAAGAAACCCAAGAACAGUCCUCUGGGCCAGACGACCCAACCAAACCUCCCAUCAUAUUGAUCGUGGCAGGUCUUGAUUAUCUUGCCGAAGGCGUAAUCAGAUCCUCGAAUCCAGCUAAAGGCGCAGCCUUCUUAACAGCCACACUACGAACUUUGUCGAGAUUGUCCCGUGUACAUGCAUCUCGUCUUUCAAUUAUGCUUGUCAAUACUAGCGGACUGGGUACCAUGAACUCGGCAUGGGACAAGUAUCCGCAAUCAACUGAUCACCAUGGUCAUGGUGAUGCGAGACAUCCGCUGGAAGGGGGCAUAUAUUCCAUAUUCCAUUCGGAUAUACCUUCCCUUUUUCCUACUCUGCUCAUGAAAACGCUAGACCAAGGCAUUGACACACAUCUAUUACUCUCCGACUCGAAAGGGUGUGAGGUGGUCGAGGUGAUCAAAGAUCGGACGGGUGGUGGUCUUGGGAAAUGGGGAAUAUGGAGGCAGCAUUGA
This is a messenger RNA of Penicillium brevicompactum, 1008 nucleotides long. RefSeq lists its product as uncharacterized. The record is from RefSeq and is a predicted model, not a curated record. The transcript is spliced from 2 exons. The coding region runs from base 1 to 1008 and encodes 335 amino acids. NCBI's taxonomy places the organism in Eukaryota, Fungi, Ascomycota, Eurotiomycetes, Eurotiales, Aspergillaceae.